UUUCCUAACAGAGCAUACGAUUGGGCCGUUAAUGUAAGGCGGUGCCGGGAUUCCGGGCGGCGUGGCAGGUACUUUAGUACUUAGGAAGUGGCAGUGCACGAUAGCCAGAAUGCCUCAGGCAAAAAGAAGCGUCAGAUGGUCGUCACAUGCGUGGCCUAUCAUCGUUUCGAUUCGCGCACUCCCAUACACAUAUGUUGAUGCAGAUAGGCUACAGGUCUGAUCUAUGCAUCCCAUUGUGUAUACCGAUCAGACUGCGAGGGACGACCAUGGAUCCACCCUCAUACGAUGAAAUCACAACACGCACAGAUGGCAAAAGAACAGUGCAUUGCUUGAUGAUCAGAGACGAACUUGGCAUAUCGAGGCGACAACAUGUGGCGGCUCUGGUUGACAAAUUGGUACCACGACUCAGAGAAAGGGCGAGCAUGGGACUUUCGAAGUCUCCGCUGCUAAUUCUGCCUUCCGAUCAAGCAAAGGCGAAUUGGUCGGAUUCGAUGAAGAGGUCGUGCUUGUUCAACUCGAGGGCCGUAUCGACAGUAACCAAUUUUGGACACAGCCUGAAGCGCUGGAAGAGUUGCAAAAGCUAUUAUAUUUUGCAAUUGCCGGCGAAGCCCCUGUUCAACCGGUUGAGCAACGACCAUCGUUGCCGAAGAAGCCUCCACGGAGUUCCUGGUUUGGGCGAAAAUCUAGUUCAACGAUCGAUCAGAUACCGGUCGCCGCUCCAGCCAAGCCUCCAGUGAGCGUAGACGUCCAACUCAAAGAAGUGCACUUUCGAACCGCGAACGAUUAUGGCCUUUAUGAGACGACAAGAGCACGAGCCAUCCUUACAACUGUAGAGU
Molecule: messenger RNA, 836 nt
Organism: Dissoconium aciculare CBS 342.82
Lineage: Eukaryota; Fungi; Ascomycota; Dothideomycetes; Mycosphaerellales; Dissoconiaceae
Exons: 3
Coding region: 147-737 (196 amino acids)
Source: RefSeq, a predicted model, not a curated record